Neofelis nebulosa (Clouded leopard) is the source of this 2046-nucleotide messenger RNA. RefSeq names its product proline-rich protein 2-like. The record is from RefSeq and is a predicted model, not a curated record. The transcript is spliced from 6 exons. Bases 1 to 1341 code for a protein of 446 amino acids. Lineage: Eukaryota; Metazoa; Chordata; Mammalia; Carnivora; Felidae.
AUGUCUGCCAGCAAGCUUACUGUCUGGUACCAGGAGUCUCGUGCCUCGGAAGUAGCAGCAGUAGUUGCAGAAAGCCUCCUCCCGCAAGAACUUGGGGCUCGGGAGCACGCCAGAAGCCGGCGGAAUCGCCCCCUCUCGGCACUGACCCCGGAGGUGUCAGUCACAGCAACUACCGCCCCCGGCGCGGCUCUCCAUUCAUGCCUUAAACGCCACUCCCGCCGCAGAGGGUGUCGGCGCCCGCGCACCGCUUCCAGAGCCUGGAGGGGGCCCUGCGCGCCCCCAGCCCCAGCCUUGCCCCAGCCGGGGCCGCGCCGGGGAGCGCGUGGAGAGAGCAGGGAGCCGCGCGUCGGCGGGCAGCAUGGGCCAGACACGUUGCCGCGCUCCGGCCCGCCCGCCCGCAGCCCGGGAGCCAGGGGCCCGGCAAAUCGCGCCCCUUCUGCGCCGGCCGGGCCGGGCCAGGCGCGCGAGCAGCCCUCCCCACCCGCGCCGCCUCCGCCGCCCGGGCCCCCGGCGCGCCGAGCCCAGGGCGCCCCCCGGCCGGCCGCGGCGCGCGGCGAGACCGUUACCCCAGAGGCAUGGGGGCCCCGGCAACUCACCGGCUCGCACCUCGGCCGCCUCCGCGACGCCGCCGCUCCCCUGCGCCCGCCGCCGCUGCUCUCCCUCAGCCGCAGGCGCCGCCGAGCAGCCCCAUCUACAAACUCGGGGCUCGUAGUUGGGAAUUGGAAAUGCGGCUCUCACUCCUCUCCGCCUCCCCUCCCUCCGCCCCCUCCCUCGCUCCCCACUCCGCCCCGGCUACGGUCGCCGGCGCCGGCGCCACCACCGCCACCACCGCGCGCUCGGCCAACCUCCCCUCAGCCGCCCUCCUCCCCCUGCUCCUCUCGCCGCCGUAGCUGCCGCCGCCGCCGGGGCGCGCUCCUCCUCGGCCUCGCGCGUGCGCCGGACGCCGGGGAGCGCGCGCUCGGGCGCGAGGAGGCGUCGCCGCCUCCGGGAAGCCGGGCUCCGCCCCUCCGGCCGCGGCGAGGCGGCCAGGUGGAGCCCCCCUCCGAGCGCCGGCAGACAGCGCCCGCGGCGUCGGGGCCUGACGGCGCCGCCUGCGCCCGGCCUCCUCUCCCGGGUCUCCUGGCCCCCUCCCGGAACCGCGCCCGCAAGAGGGUCGGUCAGAUCCAAUCCGCGCUGUUCUUCCGGGCCGAAAUCGCCGCUGUCAUUCAGCAUUUACUAACAGGCAAGUUUCAGCCUCUUUUUCUUUGGGGAAAUGUUUCUUCCACUACUCAUUGCAUUAAAUUCUGGCUGCUAAUCAUGGUAUCCUCCUCAUCCUUUCAAGUCAUAGGAGUGGCCAUGUGACACAUGGCCAAUCAGAGGACUCCAUUCCCUCAGCCACAGUGACUGGUGCAAGAGAAGUAUGUGCUGAGCACUGUGCUGGAGUUAAAGAUCCACUAAAGAGCCCAAUCCCUGCUCUCAGAGAAUGUCCAACUAAGUGAGGAAGAAAGACAUUUUAGAAGUUACCGUGAAGAGAAAUUGCUAGAUGCUGUGGGAACCGCCAACCUAUAGAAGCAAAAGUAUCUUAUGAGAAUGUCUUUAGCUACAGAAGUCUCCAGUGGUACAAAUUCACACAAUACCAGAAUAUGGAAGCCUAUGUGGGUUUUGGGACCAGAGUUCAUGCAGAGUGAGAUCUCCAGAACAGCAGCAUUAGCAUCACCAGGAACUCCAGAGAAAUGCACUUUCUUAGCCCUACCCUGGGCUUAUGGACUCAGGAACUGUGUGGAUAAGGCCUAGCAAUAAGUGGUUUAAUAAGCUUUCCAGGUGACUCAGACGCACUGCCAAGUUUUAGGUGGUUCUUUUGUGCACUUGUAUAUAAUUCAGCCCUGUUAAAAUGAGGGGGGGGGUCAGCACUCUCUUUUCAUGUGUGUGUUUGUGCCUCAAUAUACUAAUUCAUGAAUUUAAUGGGACUUUUAUUGAAUCUUUAAAAUAUAUUUAGUCAUACAUCCAGUCUACUUUCCUUAAGUGAUUUUCUCAGGUGGCAAAAUAAAAAGAACACUUUGAAAUUUC